AUGUCGAGAUCCAGGCCCACCAGCGGGUCCUUGAUGCCCGGCGCUGUCAUUGUCACGCCACCUUCACUUUCCGAAAUUCUUGCCAACACGUCUUCUCCUCCGUGGACCUUGGCCGCUUUUAUGGCCUACCUUUCUCAGAACCAUUGCUUGGAAACUCUGGAGUUUACUAUGGAUGCGGAGCGAUACCGCAAGGAUUACGACAAAUUUAUCACCAACAAGGAUUGGGCCGGGGAGGGUGGAAACGAUCAUGUCUGCCAACUGUGGGAGAAGCUGAUGCAAGCCUACAUCAUCCCUUACUCUCCCCGGGAAGUCAAUCUCCCCUCUCCCGUGCGAGAUCGUCUCAUUGCCCAGACUUGCUCGACCACCCCUCCCCCGCCAUCCGAGCUCGAUGAGGCCGUGAGGAUCGUAUACGAGUUGAUGAAUGAUUCCGUUCUCCUUCCAUUCAUCGAAUCAGCAUUGCCGAGUCACAGCGAUGUCCGCAUGGACGAAGACCCGAUUGAUAUUCGCCAGGGCCGCUCGCGCGCUCGUGGAGCGGAUGACAUAGGAGCCAGCGGAGCUACCAGCCGAUCCGCUUCGGCAUCGGGUGAGCACACAGAGCGUGAAGGGUUGACAGACGACAGUGGAAGUGCUGUUUCCCCUGGUACCGAACCCAUGACGCCCCCCACCACGCCACCAACUUCAGAUUGGACGUUCAGCAGCACAUCACCCGGUGGUGGCUUUCAGCGAGCACUGACGGCUCACAACAACGGCUGGAAAAAGGAAUCAGAGGUCAUGCUAUCAUCUACAUCCACCACCCCCGCAACAUCCACUUCUCACCUCCCUUUGGACAGUCUCUCCCGCGUCCGUCAUCUCUUCAACCCUUGGGAGGAGCCUCAUCCUGGCAAACGGCUGCCUCUUGCCGGGGCGAAUCAGGAGACUGAGAAGGUUGCCAACGCUGGUUCAUACCACUUGAAUGGUGGACGUAGAGGUGGCAUGGCCGCGAAAGAACUUGCUCCGUACAACCCCAAUCGUCCAUGGCUGGUGCGACGGCCAAUCCGUGUCCGAGCUCGGACAAAUACGCCGGUUCCACUCAAAAUUACCACCGAGAUAUCCGAAGAUCACGAUGCGAAAUCCACGCCGAGGCCGGCGGUUCGCGACAUCCACGCUCCCUCUACAAUGGAAACACCAGCUACUGUCUCCGAUGAGUGUGAAUCGGGGACCGAGAAGACAGACGCCCACAUUGUGAAUGUAUUCGGUAAAGCAGACAUGAAACCGAGCGACCUGCCGCUGCCUGCUUCUCCACCAAUUGACUGUCAAUUCACCGAUUUCUCCAACCUCCUUGGGAUCAAUGUUCAUCCCGAAGAGAAUAUCGCUGUAGACAACACGGAGCCUGGAACAUAUUGCCAUGUUGCCCCGGAUGAGGACCUUUACGGAUGGGACGCUGAACUCGACCGGCAGAGUAAGCAAAGCAGUCCUCCUUUGCCCUGCCAGUACGACCACGAAUAUCAAUACCGACGAACGAGUUUGACAAAACGCAGCCUCUUGCACCGCGUUUUCAGCAUGGGGCCUAUACCCAAAGACAUCAACAUUGAUGUUCGUCGUGCAAGCAGCACUUCUAGUUAA
Molecule: messenger RNA, 1602 nt
Organism: Colletotrichum gloeosporioides
Lineage: Eukaryota; Fungi; Ascomycota; Sordariomycetes; Glomerellales; Glomerellaceae
Exons: 3
Coding region: 1-1602 (533 amino acids)
Source: RefSeq, a predicted model, not a curated record